CACUCGGCGGCCACGGCGCGAUGGAGGCGCCGGCCGAGCUGCUGGCUGCGCUACCCGCGCUGGUCACCGUGCUAGCGCUGCUGCUGGCCUGGCUGCUGGUGCGGCGCGGGGCGGCCGCGAGCCCGGGGCCCCCGGAGCCUGCGCCCCGGGCCGAGGCCAGCGGGACCCCCGCGCCGCUCAACCCCUGCGCCACGGAGUCAGCGGUCGCGUCCGAGGGCCCGGAGGAGCCCGCUGGACCCGGGGAGCCCGAGGUGGCGCCGGCCGAGGCGGAGGAGCAGGCGGCGGAGGCGAGGCAGGAAGAGGAACAGGACUCAGACAGUGAGAGGGGCCCACCCCCAGCAGGACCAGAGGAAGAGGACGGAGAGGCCUUCAACUUCAAAUACAGCCCCGGGCAGCUGAGGGGGGACCAGUACAGGAAAAUGAUGACCAAGGAAGAGCUGGAGGAGGAGCAGAGAGUGCAGAAGGAACAGCUGGCUGCCAUCUUCAAGCUCAUGAAGGACAACAAGGAGACGUUUGGCGAGAUGUCCGACGGUGACAUGCAGGAACAGCUCCGGCUCUAUGACAUGUAGGCCUGUCACCUAGCAAGACGUGACACAGGACAUCCCCCUGCCCUGUCAGUCCUCUGUUAUGACCCUUGACCUAUGCACUUGUGAUUUCCAGACUUUUGUAGACCUAACUUUACCUUCUCGACUUAGAUGCAGACCUAUAUUCUAUCUGACUUGUGCCGUUCUUGCAAGAGUUGGAUCACUGUAGAGGAACCAACAUUGUGCUUCUUAGAGGAGGAAGUGCCUGACAGCGCUGGCUUUUGCCUGCUGGCAAGGUUCCAGCUGUGACGUGCCCUGUGCAUGGAUUCUGAUCCAGUCCUAUUUUCCCUGCAGGGCCAGGGUAGGUGUUCCUGGAGGGCUGACUUCAGGGCUUGGUGCUGGGCCCCAGCACGUGGACAGAGUCGAGGGGUGCUAGGGGAAGAUCAGUAGCAGUUCCUGCUGCCGGUGUGUCUAGUUACUCUCAUUCUGCCUUAGAAGGGUUUCUGGAAGCGUCUGUCCUAGUAGGGGAGCAAGCAGCAGGGGAGCAUGCUUUUAGGAAAAGACCUAAUUCAAAGGCUCACCUUCCACCUCGGGACAGAACGGUGGUGUCAGAGUUAAUAUCCCCCAAGCACUGAAGCAGAUGCUUCCUUUAAAGGUAAUUAAGACUAGAGUACAUAUGAUGCCCUCCAUCUACGCCAGACACUAUGGGAAUAAAAUGCACACGGGGCUGGGGUGUAGUUCAGUGGUAGAGCACACACCUAGCAUGCGUGAGGCCCUGGAUUCCAUCCCCAACACUGGAAUAAAACAAACACACAGAAAACGAUAUAAUCCAUAGCUUUAGGGAGAUUAAAGUCCUUUGGAGAAGACAGGCCUGUAUGCAGAGAAAGAAAGAGAACCUUGCAAGAAAGCUGUAGGGCAGGGACGCCUCAGUUCUGAGUAGCUGGGUGAUGAUUAGGGGGGGAUAGGGAGAAAGAAUGACUGGCUCCUUCAUGCCCACAGCUCCUGCUUCUCAUGGCCCCACUGGGGAAAAUUCAGUUCCCGAGCAAACUGGGCUGAGGAGGGCAUGCAAAGGAGAGAAACUAUGAAAGUUCUUAGAUUUUUAUUUGCUGAUAGAAAACCGCAUCCGCACACUGAAUUAAAGAGGCAGUGGCAUUUUCACACAAAACUCAGUAACCGUGGAGGGUGCAGUUCACUUCUUUCCAUCACCACUGCAUGCUUGAAAAUUUGAGGGACCUCACUUCUGUCUGCAGUUGUUAACUCCAACAGCACAUGCUCUGUGUCUGCCAUAAUGUCACAAAUGUGUUCUCUUUUCAAAUUAGCUUUGUCAAUGCUUUUUUCUUUUUAAAGAAAUACUUUUUUUUUUGUGACUGCUUUUUAAAAAAUAUUAUGAUUUGAGAACUAUUUGUUCCUUUCCCGGGUCCCAGGGAACUCUGAUGUCCCCAGACGCAGGUGAGCAGGCAAGGGUGAAGACUCUGUCUUCCUUCUCUGUCCCAAGACCAUGCUGUCUAUCUGAUCUCUUUUUCCUCUCCUCCCUCCCUGGACCCUCCUUUUCUGAUUAUACCAAACUAGAAUGACUCAUGAGCACUGGAGUCAAAAUCCUCAUUGCUGUGGGGGAAAAAAGAACUUUUGUAAACUUGUAGCAGCUAAGAUAUUCCAACUGCAGCGAACAGGAAACUCCACCCAACUGGCUUCAACAAGAGAAGUUCAAAGGAAGAGUGGCUGUAGGCUCAUGAUGGUCAGGGCCAAGCUGCAAUUUUCUUGGCUCAGUCUUCCUCCCUUUGUGGGCUUUUGCUGUAAACUGGCUGUCCUUGUGGUGCAAGAUGGCUGCAGGAGUUCAGGUGUCACAUCCAGAAGCAGGAAAAGGCCAUCUGUUGCUUGUGUCUCUAGGAAAUGGUCCCGAUAUCCCACCCUACCUCCCAUCAGGUCCCAAGUGACCACAGUAUGUCAUGUGCCCAUGCUUCCACAAUCAUGACCAAGGAGACUCCGUGGUUGGUUGUAAUACCUGGAACUCGGAGUGGGCCAAGCUCCUACCGCAAAUUCCUGCAACCCCAGUCAAAGAAACUCCACAUGGAAUACAGCUGUCCUGUGCCAUAGUUGAGUCCCACUUCUUGGAGUUCCUUUAGUUUCUACUUGUUGUGGCAUCUAGGUUCAUGAACAACCACUAGUUCAAUCACACAUGGUCAGCGCACUUAGAUUCCACCGGCUACAUCCCAAUAACACCCUACAUUCAAAGAGAGUCUAAUAAACUUUGUGAUAAAAAGGAGAAAAUAGCUAUGAGUCUGAAAGGCCAGUGGGAUAGAAAUGCUCAGUGUCACACGAGGUUGAGUACUUGGGAGUCUAUCCAGGAGGUUUACUUUGGGACAAUUUCUUUUGUUGUACCAUAAAAACCUUAUUCCUUCCUGUCACAUGUAGGAAUCAAACUGUAAAUUCCAGAUGGCAAAAGGACCUUACCAGGUGCUCUGACUGCUUGAGGAUCCCACUCCCUCUUAGAAGUGGGACUUAUGUCAAGGGCUGGAGGCAGGGUUCAAGUGAUAGAACGCUUGUAUUGCAAGCAAAAAGUCCUGAGUUCAAAGCCUAGUCCUACCUCCCCCCCAAAAAGGACUAAUACCUACGG
Castor canadensis (American beaver) is the source of this 3138-nucleotide messenger RNA. RefSeq names its product matrix remodeling associated 7 (gene Mxra7). The record is from RefSeq and is a predicted model, not a curated record. NCBI's taxonomy places the organism in Eukaryota, Metazoa, Chordata, Mammalia, Rodentia, Castoridae.